GGACAUAACAAUGGUAAUUUUAUAUCUAUUUUUACGUGUCAUGUGUACAUGGCGUGGCUUAUUUCAUAAUGUUGCCCAUGGAGUAACGCUAGACCUUGAGCAAGAUCAGCCGCCAGCUGGAGUCGUGGUUUUGAAGGGUACAUUCACCGGUAAUGGACUAUAUCGACUGUUCUAUUCAGAUAGUGUACACAUAUCUGUAGUCACCUAUGGAAGUAACAUAGUUCCCAUUACAGACAAUAUCCCACCAGAGUCAACAGAACUAUAUGUUCAUGAAUAUCGGUGGGAUGAUAAAAUCAUAGUAGGUAUCACAAUUAACUACGGCACAAGAUCAUCGCUAUUUACUAUAUACUUUUUCAAGAUUGAGAGAGAGUACCUCAAAGUGUCUGUUACACAAAAGCGCAAGCUUGUGCCAAACUAUAUAUCAAUACCACUAGAUAUUAGCAUUCCACUUAAAUCACCAAUAAUUUCAUUUCUUGAGAAUGUUAGCAACUCCACAUUAUCCAAUUGGUACGUGGUGAAUAUCCAUGACGAAGUUGCAAAAGGGUCUAAUAAUGGUCCUAAAAUCGGCAAUGAUAGAUAUUUUAUAUCCCCGUUACUAAACGUAGAAUCAUACGAUGGUAAUGGCAGGCCCCCUAUGCUGGUAUCACAAAGCACUAAAAUACAUAUCCCACAUAACCGUGAAUACAUAGUUAUAUGCAUCGGUAAGAAUAAUGCUAUGCAACAAAAAGUAAAAAUACCUCCUAUAGUCAAUGGCAUUUUUACCCCCUUUAACAUAAUGGAAUAUAGCUACGAUUAUUCAAAAAGUAAAUUAGGGUCGGGUUUAAUUGACAUUCAAAGACUGGUUAUUGAUAUAUCAAGUCAACGUGUAGAAACGCCUGAUAUAGUUCUGUUAGCCAACUUAAAAAGAGGUAGCUGGAUAUACCAUCAAUAUGCAAUUGCCCCAAUCAGGCAUUCUGGAUACAUGUACUCAGAGGUUGUCAACUCAGAUGCUAAAUGUUUUAUAUACAGAAUAGAACCCCAAGAAGUGGUGACCCACGUAGAGGUGUUCGAGCACAUUAGAAACGUGUGGCAAUAUGUUGUAGUGAAUGUCCGAAAGUUGGGUACAAAUAAUAAGGGUGAAGCAGGUGAAACUAAACAUAUAUACAAGCGCAUAGAAUCAGAAAAUGGAAGAGUUUACUUUGACAUUAAAAGCGUCUCCUUUGUUUUAUUCUAUAAUAUGUUGUACAAAAUACGAGUUGAUGAAAACGUUUAGUAAGAACCCAAGAAUGUGGAUCUAUAAUGGUACAAAAGAA
Molecule: messenger RNA, 1292 nt
Organism: Babesia bovis T2Bo
Lineage: Eukaryota; Apicomplexa; Aconoidasida; Piroplasmida; Babesiidae
Exons: 1
Coding region: 11-1252 (413 amino acids)
Source: RefSeq, a predicted model, not a curated record